This is a messenger RNA of Xiphias gladius (swordfish), 2478 nucleotides long. It is a transcript of the gene dld, whose product is annotated as deltaD. Gene Ontology annotation, biological process: cell communication; Notch signaling pathway; heterophilic cell-cell adhesion. Bases 35 to 2419 code for a protein of 794 amino acids. Gene Ontology annotation, cellular component: protein-containing complex; plasma membrane. The transcript is spliced from 13 exons. Gene Ontology annotation, molecular function: calcium ion binding. The record is from RefSeq and is a predicted model, not a curated record. NCBI's taxonomy places the organism in Eukaryota, Metazoa, Chordata, Actinopteri, Istiophoriformes, Xiphiidae.
AGCUUUCACUGCUUGUUGAAGGGCUGUCAACACAAUGGGACGCCUGUCUCUGCUCCUGGUUGUCACUCUCUCCCUACUCACCUGCCAGGUUUUCUGCUCCGGAGUAUUUGAGCUGAAGCUGCAGGAGUUUCUCAACAAGAAAGGGAUCACGGGGAACGCCAACUGCUGCCCCGGAGGCUCCGCUCAUCCACAGGGCCACCAGCAGUGUGAAUGCAAGACUUUCUUUCGGAUCUGUCUGAAGCAUUACCAGGCCAACGUCUCCCCCGAGCCUCCCUGCACCUAUGGCGGGGCUGUGACUCCCGUCCUCGGCUCCAACUCCUUCCAGGUGCCGGAGACCAAUGCGGACAGCUUCACCAACCCAGUCCGCUUUCCCUUCGGUUUCACAUGGCCGGGGACGUUUUCACUGAUCAUUGAAGCUCUGCACACUGACUCCCUGGACGACCUGACAACAGACAACCCAGAGCAUCUGAUCAGCAGGAUCACCACUCAGCGUCACCUCACUGUGGGAGAAGAAUGGUCCAAGGACAUGCAGACAGCCAGCAGGACGGAGCUGCGUUACUCUUAUCGCUUCCUGUGUGAUGAGCACUACUAUGGCGACGGCUGCUCUGUCUUCUGUCGGCCACGAGACGAUGCCUUCGGGCACUUUACCUGUGGUGAGCGUGGAGAGAUCAUCUGCAACUCUGGCUGGAAGGGACAGUACUGCACUGAACCAAUCUGUCUUCCUGGCUGUGAUGAAAAACAUGGUUUCUGUGAUAAACCAGGAGAGUGCAAGUGUCGUGUGGGCUUCAGUGGGCGUUACUGUGAUGACUGUAUCCGUUACCCGGGCUGCCUCCAUGGCACCUGCCAACAGCCGUGGCAAUGUAACUGCCAGGAGGGAUGGGGCGGGCUCUUCUGCAACCAGGAUCUGAACUACUGCACGCACCAUAAGCCCUGCCUUAAUGGAGCCACCUGUACCAACACUGGCCAGGGCAGCUACACUUGCUCCUGUCUACCUGGAUACACAGGUGCCAGCUGCGAGGUUCAGGUCAACGAAUGUUCUGGAAACCCCUGUCGUAACGGAGGCAGCUGCACUGAUAAUGACAAUGGCUACAAAUGCACCUGCCCACCUGGUUUCUACGGCAACAACUGUGAGUUGAACGCCAACACCUGUGCAGAUGGGCCUUGCUUCAAUGGCGGACGCUGUGUCGAUAACCCUGAAGGUGGCUACUUCUGUCAGUGCCCAGUGGGAUACGCUGGCUUCAACUGCGAGAAGAAAAUUGACCACUGCUCCUCCAAUCCCUGUUUAAAUGAUGCAGAAUGUGUGGAUCUGGUGAACUCCUACCUCUGUCAGUGUCCUGAGGGAUUUUCUGGUCCUAACUGUGAGGACAGCAGCAGUAUUUCUGGAUACUGUCUGUCCUUCCCAUGUCAGAAUGGAGGGACGUGUCAGGAGGGAUUGAAUGGCUACACCUGUAACUGCCCUCCAGGCUAUACCGGCAAAAACUGCAGCUCCCCCAUCUCCCGCUGCUAUCACAACCCCUGCCACAAUGGAGCCACCUGCCACGAGCGUGGCGGCCGUUACGUGUGCGCCUGUGUGCCUGGCUAUGGCGGUCACAACUGCCAGUUCCUCUUACCAGAGGUUCCCAGGCGUCAGCCGGUGGUGGAUGGGCCGGAUCAUGACGAGGGUGACGAUAGCGGAUUCCCAUGGACAGCCGUGUGUGCCGGUAUCUUCCUCGUUCUUGUGAUCCUGAUCGGCUGCUCAGUGCUGGUGGUCUACAUCCGGGUCAAAUUACAAGAGCGGCAAAGUCACCAGAGUGACAGUGUCCACAGUGACAGCCAGGAGACCAUGAACAACCUGACGACCACCAACAAUUGUCUCCGCAGUGACAAGGAACUCGGCGCGAUGAUGACAACGUCAAUCAAAAACACCAACAAGAAGGCAGAUUACCAUUCAGAUCUCGCUGGGUCACUGGGUGGUCUUAGUGGAAUCAGCGGGCUCAACGGAUCAGAGAAGAACGGCUUUAAGACUCGCUAUCCCAGUGUGGAGUACAACCUGGUCCACGAGCUUCGGCCUGAGGAGAUGUUGCUGUGUAAAGAAGAGGAGCACGAUGAGCCAGAGGUCAAAUGUGAAAUGCUGGAUGAGUUUGACUCAGAGGAAACAUACAGGAAGAGACAAAACAGUGAUGCAUCAGAAAAGAAACAUGUGGAAGAGUCGCCAAGCUGCAGCGAAGCAAAGUAUCAGUCAUCCAGCAAUCUCAACUAUCACGCCACAAGUGAUCUUAAAUACCAGUCAACCAGUGACAUCAAAUACCAGUCAACCAGUGAUGUUGAAUACCAAUGUCCCAGUGACAGCAGGUACCAGUGUACCACCGACACCAAAUACCAGUCCGUUUACGUCAUAUCGGACCAGAAAGAUGAAUGUAUCAUCGCCACAGAGGUAUGAUACCAGUGCUGACGACUGAUCGGAUCAGUUUCCUCUGGUUGAUGGUGGUCCACACACAC